UGUGUUUGUGUGUGAGUGUGUGUUUGUUUGUGUGUGUGUGUGUGUUGUGUGUGUGUGUGUGUGUGUGUGUGUGUGUGUGUGUGUGUGUGUGUGUGUGUGUGUGUGUGUGUGUGUGUUAUUUCUUGUCAAUAGUCUUCUCCACUUAAUGAAGCGCAAAGGAAAUAGGCACAGAAUUCCACACCUUCACACGCAUUCACACACACAUAGACAAGCAUUCACAAUAGAUCACACUGCAGAUCAAAUUGUCAAUAUAUAUUAACCUCUUAGGAAGUCUUAUAGCUGAAUAUAUGAACAAAGAUAUCAGGCAUUGCCUCACAAGCUAAUUAUAUAAACAUCAAUAAGACGUUUUAUCAGUUUACUUUAGUUUGCCGUUACUGGUCACUGUACGAAAUAUACAGUAAACACGAACACUAAACAUCAGAGGUGCUUUCAAGGCGGAAUAUACGUGGAAUAUAUUCGACCAAGAAAGGAAAUAAUUUUUAAAAAAUACUAUAUCGGGUUUCUUUGAAAUAUUUCUUAAAAAAUUACAGAAUUAGAAAGAAAUCCUCGUAAACAUGUUUUUUGAAAAUAUUUAUCUGGUAUUUCCAGAAAUUUCUGUUUGAAAACCCCUUUACCAUUUCUCUUUCAUUCGUCUGUACCAUCAACACCUCGGCUUCACACUGUAAUUACUGGUAUCAAAGAGAUGCAAGAAGCCUUAAUUACACAUCAAAGGAAGAUUGGCCCAAUUUGCGAGGAUUAAACCUUACAUUGAGAUGAAACGUGCGUCGUGGCGACAUUUGAUCCGCGAACAGUUUGUGCGUGUGCCUGCGUGUGUGGAAUUUUGAAUUUGAAUUAUAAGCCAGACGCCCAUGUUUACUUCAACUUAUUUACUACGAGAGGCUUAUCUUCUCGUGAAGACCUGACGAGUUUAAAUAUAGAUCCCAACCUCAGUUUUUUUUUUUUUUUUUUUUCUUCCAUCCACAUGCCGGACUUGUAUUUCUUUCUGUAGACUUACGCAUAUUUCAAUGUUCUUUUUGCUCCCUAAUGCGAUAAUGUGGACCCAACUUCCUUGCACUGUGCAUAUUUCUUUAAUUCUACAUUUACACUCUACUUUAGCUUCCUUAUUUUCGCCACACUUCUAAAAAUCAAUAUCACAUGUAUUAUAAUCUGUUGCUUGCCUUAUUAUUAUUUAAUACACACCUGACUUCCCUUUGCCUACAUUAAAUCUUAAUGACACCUGUCCCUUAUAUCUACAUUAUGAUUGUUUUGACAGUCCUUUCCAUACAGGUAUUUGUAUUGUCCUGGUUUUCUUCUGUUGUACUGUCCAGGUUUUCUUAUGGUACCUAAUACCCACUAUGCUUUAGUUCGUUCCAAAUCCCAGGACGUAUAUCACUCACCCCAACAUGUUUGUUUUUGUUAUGCAGUAUUUUCAUACUCUCUGAAGGCUGUUUCUAAUAUUAUUUUUCAUUUCACGUGCUCUCUUAGUUUUGGGGGUUUAAGUGUCCAAACAUCAAUCACAGGCUUUUCCCUAGUGCCUAAACUUCAGUGUUCGGGCUUUUCCCAUGCCAAGACUUCAAUGCCCAGGCUUCUCCCAAUGCCCAGACUUCAGUACCCAGUCUUUUCCCAGUGUUCAAAUUUCAAUCCCAGGCUUUUCCUUGUGCCCAGACUUCUUCCAAGUGCCCAGGAUUUUCCAGUGCCCAGACUUCAGUGCCCAGUGUCCAGGCUUUUCCCAGUGCCCAGACUUCAAUGCCCAGGCUUCUUCCAAUGUCCAAACUUCAAUCCGAGGCUUUCCCAGUGCCCAGGCUUCUUCCAAGUGCCCAGGCUUUUCCCUAGUGCCCAGACUUCAAUGCCCAGGCUUUUCCUGUGCCCAAACUUCAGUGUCCAGGCUUUUCCUAGUGCCCAGACUUCAAUGCCCAGGCUUCUCCCAAUGCCUAGACUUCAGUGUCCAGUGUCCAGGCUUUUCCCAGUGCCCAGACUUCAAUGCCCAGGCUUCUCCCAAUGGCCAAACUUCAAUCCCAGACUUUUCCCAGUGUCCAGACUUCAAUGCCCAGGCUUCUCCCAAUGUCCAAACUUCAAUCCCAGGCUUUCCCAGUGCCCAGGCUUCUUCCAAGUGUCCAGGCUUUUCCCUAGUGCCUAAACUUCAAUGCCCGGGCUUUUCCUGUGCCCAGACUUCAAUGUCCAGGCGUCUCCCAAUGCCUAGACAUCAGUGUCCAGUGUCCAGGCUUUUCCCAGCCCCAGACUUCAAUGCCCAGGCUUCUCCCAAUGCCUAGACUUCAGUGCCCAGUGCCCAGGCUUCUCCCAAUGUCCAAACUUCAAUCCCAGGCUUCCCCAGUGCCCAGGCUUUUCCCUUGUGCAUAAACUUUAAUGCCUGGGCUUUUCCUGUGCCCAGACUUCAGUGUCCAGGAUUUUCCCAAUGUCCAGACUUCAAUGGCCAGGAUUCUCCCAAUGUCCAAACUUCAAUCCCAGGCUUUUCCAGUGCCCAGGCUUCUUCUAAGUGCCCAGGCUUUUCCCUAGUGCCUAAACUUCAAUGCCCGGGCUUUUCCUGUGCCCAGACUUCAGUGUCCAGACUUUUCCCAGUGUCCAAACUUCAAUCCCAGGCUUUCCCAGUGACCAGGCUUCUUCCGAGUCCCCAGGCUUUUCCCUAGUGCCUAAACUUCAAUGCCCAGGCUUUUCCUAGUGCCUAGACUUCAGUGCCCGGUGUCCAGGCUUUUCCCAGUGCCCAGACUUCAAUGCCCAGGCUUCUCCCAAUGUCCAAACUUCAAUUCCAGGCUUUUCCAGUGCCCAGGAUUUACCUAGUGCCUAAAUUUCAAUGCCCAGGCUUUUCCUGUGCCCAGACUUCAGUGUCCAGGCUUUUCCCAGUGCCCAGACUUCAAUGCCCAGGCUUCUCCCAAUGCCUAGACUUCAGUGCCCAGUGUCCAGGCUUUUCCCAGUGCCCAGACUUCAAUGCCCAGGCUUCUCCCUAGUGCCUAAACUUCAAUGCCCGGGCUUUUCCUGUGCCCAGACUUCAGUGUCCAGGCUUUUCCCAGUGCCAGACUUCAAUACCCAGGCUUCUCCCAAUGCCUAGACUUCAGUGCCCAGUGUCCAGGCUUUUCUCAGUGCCCAGACUUCAAUGCCCAGGCUUCUCCCAAUGCCUAGACUUCAGUGCCCAGUGUCCAGGCUAUUCUCAGUGUCCAGACUUCAAUGCCCAGGCUUCUCCCAAUGUCCAAACUUCAAUCCCAGGCUUUUCCAGUGCCCAGGCUUCUUCUAAGUGCCCAGGCUUUUCCCUAGGGCCUAAACUUCAAUGCCUGGGCUUUUCCUGUGCCCAGACUUCAGUGUCCAGGCUUCUCCUAAUGUCCAAACUUCAAUCCCAGGCUUUUCCAGUGCCCAGGCUUCUUCUAAGUGCCCAAGCUUUUCCCUAGUGCCUAAACUUCAAUUCCUGGGCUUUUCAUGUGCCCAGACUUCAAUGCCCAGGCGUCUCCCAAUGCCUAGACUUCAGUGACUAGUGUCCAGGCUUUUCCCAGUGCCCCGACUUCAAUGCCCAGGCUACUCCCAAUGUCCAAACUUCAAUGCCAGGCUUUCCCAGUGCCCAGGAUUCUUCUAAGUGCAGAGGCUUUUCCCUAGUGCCUAAACUUCAAUGCCCAGGCUUCUCCCAAAGCCUAGACUUCAGUGCCCAGUGUCAAGGCUUUUCCCAGUGCCCAGACUUCAAUGCCCAGGCUUCUCCCAAUGCCCAGACUUCAGUAACCAGGCUUUUCCCAGUGUCCAAACUUCAAUCCCAGGCUUUUCCUAGUGCCCAGGCUUCUUCCAAGUGCCCAGGAUUUUCCAGUGCCCAGCCUUCAGUGCCCAGUGUCCAGGCUUUUCCCAGUGCCCAGACUUCAAUACCCAGGCUUCUCCCAAUGCCUAGACUUCAGUACCCAGUGCCCAGGCUUUUCCCAGUCCCCAGACUUCAAUGCCCAGGCUUCUCCCAAUGUCCAAACUUCAAUCUCAGGCUUUCCCAGUGCCCAGGCUUUUCCCUAGUGCAUAAACUUUAAUGCCUGGGCUUUUCCUGUGCCCAGACUUCAGUGUCCAGGCUUUUCCAAGUAUCCAGACUUCAAUGCCAGGCUUCUCCCAGUGUCCAAACUUCAAUCCCAGGCUUUUCCAGUGCCCAGGCUUCUUCUAAGUGCCCUAGCUUUUCCCUAGUGCCUAAACUUCAAUGCCUGGCUUUUCAUGUGCCCAGACUUCAAUGCCCAGGCGUCUCCCAAUGCCUAGACUUCAGUGCUCAGUGUCCAGGCUUUUCCUAGUACCCAGACUUCAAUGCCCAGGCGUCUCCCAAUGCCUAGACUUCAGUGCCCAGUGUCCAGGCUUUACCCAGUGCCCAGACUUCAAUGCCCGGGCUUUUCAUGUGCCCAGACUUCAGUGUCCAGGCUUUUCCCAAUGCCUAGACUUCAGUGCCCAGUGUCCAGGCUUUUCCCAGUGCCCAGACUUCAAUGCCCAGGCUUCUCCCAAUGUUCAAACUUCAAUCCCAGGCUUUUCCAGCGCCCAGGCUUCUUCUAAGUGCCCAGGCUUUUCCCUAGUGCCUAAACUUCAAUGCCCAGACUUCAGUGUCCAGGCUUUUCCCAGUGUCCAAACUUCAAUCCCAGGCUUUCCCAGUGCCCAGGCUUCUUCCAAGUGCCCAGGCUUUUCCCUAGUGCCUAAACUUCAAUGCCCGGGCUUUUCAUGUGCCCAGACUUCAGUGUCCAGGCUUUUCCCAAUGCCUAGACUUCAGUGCCCAGUGUCCAGGCUUUUCCUAGUGCCCAAACUUCAAUGCCUAGGCUUCUUCCAAUGUUCAAACUUCAAUCCCAGGCUUUUCCAGCGCCCAGGCUUCUUCUAAGUGCCCAGGUUUUUCCCUAGUGCCUAAACUUCAAUGCCCGGGCUUUUCCUGUGCCCAGACUUCAAUGUCCAGACUUUUCCCAGUGUCCAAACUUCAAUCCCAGGCUUUCCCAGUGCCCAGGCUUUUUACAAGUGCCCAGGCUUUUCCCUAGUGCCUAAACUUCAAUGCCCAGGCUUUUUAUGUGCCCAGACUUCAGUGUCCAGGCUUUCCCUAGUGCCCAGACUUCAAUGCCCAGGCUUCUCCAAAUGCCUAGACUUCAGUGCCCAGUGUCCAGGCUUUUCCCAGUGCCCAGGCUUCUCCCAAUGUCCAAACUUCAAUCCCAGGCUUUUCCAGUGCCCAGGCUUUUCCAGUGCCCAGGCUUUUCCCUAGUGCCUAAACUUCAAUGCCCAGGCUUUUCCUGUGCCCAGACUUCAGUGUCCAGGCUUUUCCCAGUGCCCAGACUUCAAUGCCCAGGCUUCUCCCAAUGCCUAGACUUCAGUGCCCAGUGUCCAGGCUUUUCCCAGUGCCCAGACUUCAAAGUGUCCAGGCAUCUUCGAAAUACCCAGUGCCCAGACUUCAGUACCCAGUAUUUUUUGCAGUGCCCCGAAUUCUUCCAAAUCUCCAGGCUUUUCCCAGUGCCCAGACUUUUUCCACUGCUCAGACUUCAGUGCCUAGGAUCCUUCCAAGUGUACAGGCUUUUUCCAAAUGCCCAGACCUCACUGGCCAGGACUCUUCCAAGUGCCCAAGCAUUUUCCCAGUGCCUAAACUUCAGUGCCCAGGUUAUUCCCAGUGCCCAAGCUUUUCUCAGUACCCAAGCUUUCCUCAGUGCCCAGACUUUAGUGCCCAGGAUUCUUCCAAAUUACCAGACUAUUAUCCAGUGCCAAGGCUAUUUCCCAGUGCGCAGGAUUUUCCCAGUGCCCAGACUUCAAUGCCCUUACUUCAGUGCCUAGGAAUUUUCCAAGUCUCCAAGCUUUUCCCCAGUUCCCAGACAUUAGGCUUUUCUCCACUGAACAAAUUUCAUUGCCUAGGACUCUUCUAAGUGCCUAGGCUUUUCCCAGU
This is a messenger RNA of Penaeus chinensis, 5842 nucleotides long. RefSeq lists its product as uncharacterized. The record is from RefSeq and is a predicted model, not a curated record. The coding region runs from base 1542 to 2249 and encodes 235 amino acids. Lineage: Eukaryota; Metazoa; Arthropoda; Malacostraca; Decapoda; Penaeidae. The transcript has 2 exons.